AAAUGACAAGAACCAUAGUAACAUAGGGACCUACAAUAUCAAAUAGACCAAAAUAAAUGGUCCAAAUAGAAAGACAGCGCCAAACGAAAAACAACCCAAAGAGAGAGAAGAACGAGAAAGUUCGCCGUCGUUUUGUUUGGUUCCCGAGAAAAUCAGAAAGAAAAAGCAAGAAAAGGGGAAAGUUCAAAUUUUUUCUCUUCUUUUCCAAUCCUAUUUGUUAUUUGCAACAAAACUAAUCAUCAAUUCGAGAUGCAAGCCGUGGUGUUGAAUCCACCACUACCAAUCUGCACAGCCCAACAAACCAUUCAACCAUCGGUUUCAAAGAGUUGGAACUCGUUCAGAGGCUCAGGUGGCCAUGUUUCGUUUAGCAGAGGCUCUUGUAGCUCCCUUAGGAUUCGAUUGCCUUCAGCUUCAAAAGGGUUAGUUGUAAAGGCUGUUGCUACUCCAGAUUCAGCAGUGGAAUUACCACUAACUGAAGAGAACGUUGAAACUGUAUUGGAUGAAGUUCGACCAUAUCUCAUUGCAGAUGGUGGGAAUGUAGCAUUGCAUGAAAUCGAUGGAAAUGUGGUACGGUUGAAGUUACAGGGAGCUUGUGGUUCUUGUCCGAGUGCUGUUAUGACAAUGAAAAUGGGGAUUGAGCGUCGUUUGAUGGAAAAAAUCCCUGAAAUAGUUGCAGUGGAACCAGUUCCAGAUGAAGAAACUGGCUUGGAGUUGAAUGAAGAAAAUAUAGAGAAGGUACUCGAAGAAAUAAGGCCAUACCUAGUUGGAGAAGCUGGGGGAUCUCUUGAGCUCGUGACAAUAGAGGAGCCGAUAGUAAAAAUUCGGAUUACAGGUCCAGCGGCAGGAGUGAUGACUGUAAGAGUUGCUGUUACACAGAAAUUGAGGGAAAAAAUUCCAGCAAUCGCUGCAGUUCAGCUUCUCUAAAGGAAUUAGGCUCAUUUUAUAUUUGUUCUAAAUUAUUUUUUGUUGUUUUAGAUAAAAAGAAGAAUGUGUAUAAGCUCUGUAAGGCCUUAGUAAUAAUGUUUACUCAGUAUGUACAGUAUUGUAUACUACAGAUGCAAUGAUGUUACUUGAGGAAAUUUUAGUAUGGGGGGCCUUUUAUACAAGCUUUUUUCACUUUUCAAAA
This is a messenger RNA of Cannabis sativa, 1126 nucleotides long. RefSeq names its product nifU-like protein 2, chloroplastic. The coding region runs from base 250 to 924 and encodes 224 amino acids. The record is from RefSeq and is a predicted model, not a curated record. Gene Ontology annotation, cellular component: chloroplast stroma; mitochondrion. Lineage: Eukaryota; Viridiplantae; Streptophyta; Magnoliopsida; Rosales; Cannabaceae. The transcript is spliced from 4 exons. Gene Ontology annotation, molecular function: iron ion binding; iron-sulfur cluster binding. Gene Ontology annotation, biological process: iron-sulfur cluster assembly.